ACAGAGCAGAGACGGCCCGGACACGCUGCCGCUUGCCGCCCGUGUGCCGCAGCGUCCCAUUGACUUUGGACGGUGCCGCGCCGCUCACCGUCGCUCCGCCCCGCAGCAGCGUCGUUAGCCUCCUGGCCGCUGCUGCUCUCCGGCUGGGAUGUGACAGAGGUGCGGCAGAGGCGCCACCGACCAGAACCUCAUCCAGGACCGAACCGGGAGAAGCGGCACCGUUCCAGGUUGAAUCGCCUCUAUCUGCCCCUGCAGCUCUUCGUCGCCCUUGGCCCUUUCCAGCAUUCAGCAUGGAGGACUCGGAGGCAGAGCUGGCGGUGUCGGAGUCGGACGCUCUGGGUGCCGACUUCAUCACGGUGGAGCUGGACACGCAGCCCAUUGAGUACGUGGUUAAGUGGGCCGAGGUGGGCUCCAAAUUCACCAUCUCCUGCGUGAAGAAGGACUCGGACGAGGGGUCGGAGCUGACGGCCGACCAGCUGAAGAUCGAGACGGACGAGGCGUUCUUCGCUCCAUACGAGGAGGUCUACCCCUGCGAGGUGACGGAGCAGAGCGUAGAGAUCAAGACGGACUCCGACGACGAGGAGGACGACGCCGACGAGGAGCAGGAGGUCCUGGUGGAGGCAGGAAGCAGCCAGCUGGACGGCGACGGCGACUCGGACGCGGCCGACUUCGAGCCGGACGAGCGGCAGUACCGCUGCAGCUACUGUGGGAAGAGCUACAGCCACGCCUCCAGCCUCUACCGCCACCAGCAGACCCACAGCAGGACCAGCACCCCGCCCACCAAGAGGGCCCUGGAGCCUGCCCACCAGGAUGCCCGCUACACCUGCCCUCACUGUGGCAUGAGCUUCAAAGGCAGCAGGAUGCUCGGGAGCCACCUGCGGCUGCACGGAAAGCGGCGGAUCCACCCCUGUAACAUCUGUGGGAAGGAGUUCAACCACAGCUCCAGCCUGUCCCGCCACCGCCUCAUCCACAAGAAGGGGAAGGGCCUCCCGAAGGACGCCGCCCUGGGCGCCAACACGGCCGCUCUGCGCCACUCGCUGAAGGCCGGCAGUAAGAACAAGAAGACCAAGAGGCAGCAGCAGCAUGUGGCGGCGGCCGCCAUCGUCCAGAACCCGGGCGGAGACAAGUUCUACGCCUGUCCGCAGUGCGACAUGAGCUUCAGGACGUCCACGCAGCUGUCCAAGCACCAGGUGACCCACGUCAAGGAGCUGCUGGACAACUACACACCCGGGAAGGAGAACCUGGGCGAGACCUCCUCCGACCUCAAGAUCCGCCUCAAGCUCUGCUCCCGCGACAAGCCCAACUUCUACACUCUGUGCAAGAAGAACCGGCGCCGCCAGGGCGCCCGGGCUGGCAAACGCGGCCCCGGCCCCUCUGAGGAGGAGAGCGGAGGGGGCGGGGCCGGUCGCCACGGAUGCGGCCAGUGUGGGAAGCGCUUUAGCCACGCCUCCAGCCUGGCGCGGCACCAGCAAACCCAUCGGGUCAGCGACGGUGGCGGGAGAAGCAAACUGCAGCAGCACCAGAAGACCGGACUCGGCGCCAAGACGAAGACGUACACGUGCGCAGCGUGCAACAAGACCUUCAUGCACUCAUCCAGCUUCUCCCGCCACAAGAAGGCGCACCUGGAGGAGGAGGAGCGGGCCCGGGCCGCCGCCAAGCGCCGCAAGAGACCCGUCCUAGACGAGACCGCCCCGCUGGAGUCCGACUCGGAGUGACAGUGCCGCGCUCUGGACUGGGUUUGGACCGGUUCUGGUUCUGAAUCAGCGCUGACUGGUUCUGGACUGGUUUGGGACCAGUUCUGGAAAGUUCUACCUUGGAAAUGUUCUGGACCAGUUGAGACCGGUUCUGGUGGUCCAGGUUCCGAACUGGACCUGGUUGGUACCGUGGUGUAGAUAGCAGCAGGACUUCCUUAUAUGGUUGUAUGGGUGGGCGUGUCCACGUACGGUCACAUCCAUAUAUGGUCAGAAGUGACCGCAGCUCAUCACUUUUACGAAUGGGAUUAGAUUUACAGCCCCGCCCCCUCACUCCAUUUCCCAUCAGCCCCCUGGACACAGAGACGGUCGCUGCAGAGCAUCAUGGGAAACUGAGUCCUGCAGCUUCAGACGCAGCCGCUCUCUGAUUGGAAGAUUCAAGUUCACUGACAACAAAAACCAGACGAUAAACAAAUGAUCGAUCAGUCGAUUGAUCAGGUCCAUGAAUCUGCAGCUGUUUUCAUUCAUUGAUUUAAUCAUUUAUUGAUCAAUUAAUGGAGAAAGAAUCUGAUUCAGUCGCUUUGAAUAUUGAUCAGCAGUCACUGGAUCUACCAAUUACUAUCAGCAUCUGUGCUGAUUCCCUUCAGUUUGUUUCAGUAGCUGAUUGAUCGCUUCGAUUAAUCACUUGUAUCGAUCUCGUUGUGUUUUUGUCGUCAGUGAGCCAGCCCGGUCCGAUCCGGUUCUUCGCUUGUCUUUGUUUUCUUUUUUCUCCUCCUUUUCCUAUCAGAAGCCGCCGCCCACUUCCUCCCUGAGUGAUUUUGAUUGGCUGAAGCGCUUAUUGGCACAGUGUUCUGAUUGGUCGACUGCACACAGACUGUAACCUGCAGCCGUCGGCCAUUUUUGUAGUUUUAUUGGAAGUUCAAAGUGCACUACUUAUUUAUGAAUUGGAGCGAUGUUGUAAUAUAUGAAUAUUAUUAAUAUUUAAUGUCACAGUUUAAAAAAAGAAAAACAGGAGCACGUUACCAUAGCAACAACACCCCCACCCUCAUCCAUCAGCGUCGCCAUCGACGUUAAAGCCUCCAAUCAGAGGGGUAUGAACGUGUCCACCAAUCAGAUUUAAGCACUCUGAAUCUGUCAAACUGUUUAUUGAUCGAAUCGAAAACAACGAGGAAAGCAAAGGUCUGUGGGUAAACUGACAGGAAGUGAUGUCACUGUGAGAACAUUUCUUAAAGUGAACAGUUCAGUGACAGAUUUGAGCUGAAUGUCAGCAGGUUGUUCUCAGAUGUUUGCUUAUUUUGGUUAAACUGGAUGAAAAGUCGUUGCUGUGAUCAGUUAAAGUUCAGCGUUUUUUUGUCGCCUGAAUUAUUUAAAAUCUUGGACCAAAAGUUUCCUGCAGCUCGCACCAAAUCACCUGUGGACGCCGGCCUGAAGCCCCGCCCCCUUUGCUCUGUGUGUGAUUUCCUGUGAGUCGGUUUGAUGUCACUUCCUGCUCCCGCCUCCUGGUCUGGUUCUGCUCCGUUCUGUCCAGGUUGGAUCCAUGUUGUGUUGGUUUGUUUCGGUUCCGGCGAAGCUUCAGAUUAAAGGUUCUCAUUGUAUCGUGUUCUAGAAAAACCCAGUCGACAUGUUGGUCUCGUUUUGUAAUAAAAUAAUAAAUAAACCUUUAAAGAAGUUC
This is a messenger RNA of Acanthochromis polyacanthus (spiny chromis), 3363 nucleotides long. RefSeq names its product zinc finger protein 135. Gene Ontology annotation, cellular component: nucleus. NCBI's taxonomy places the organism in Eukaryota, Metazoa, Chordata, Actinopteri, Pomacentridae. Bases 291 to 1715 code for a protein of 474 amino acids. The transcript is spliced from 3 exons. Gene Ontology annotation, biological process: regulation of transcription by RNA polymerase II. Gene Ontology annotation, molecular function: RNA polymerase II transcription regulatory region sequence-specific DNA binding; DNA-binding transcription factor activity, RNA polymerase II-specific. The record is from RefSeq and is a predicted model, not a curated record.